Molecule: messenger RNA, 2304 nt
Organism: Dreissena polymorpha
Lineage: Eukaryota; Metazoa; Mollusca; Bivalvia; Myida; Dreissenidae
Exons: 7
Coding region: 53-1786 (577 amino acids)
Source: RefSeq, a predicted model, not a curated record
ACACUGGAAUGUCUACGAAGUAAGAAGAUGCAGGAUUGAAUAGGCAACAAACAUGGAUAUGACAUUUCUUUUGAAAUGUCUUAUCGUUUACUGCAUAACUAUUAUAUUUGUGGAUCACUUGACCACAGGUCAACAAGACUCGUGUUCAGAUUGUACAAGGUUCGAAAUGAGGAAGGACUUGUCUUGUCAUGUAGUGUUAACAUUUUUAAGAACAACAGAUGUGACAACUUGCAUGAGGGAUUGCACGGACGAUUGUCAUGGAUUGUUAUUCAAUGAACUUGAAAGAAAUUGUAUUUUAUGCGCAUCGGUAAAAAUUGCAACUGGAAACCCUGACAAAAAGGCGACGGCGUUUGAAAAGGUCAAGAAAAAAUGUGGUGACCAGACUCCAUCUGAUUCUACGAAAACUUCGCAAAAAUUGUGCCCUCCGUUCGAGAACAAAAAAAACGGGAAAGUGGUUGGAGAAUCUCUGCUUGAAGGUGCCACUAAGAAUUUGACCUGCCACCCCGGAUACAGUCCUCGAGACAGAAAUAACGUUGUGAGCCAAUGUAAAAAUAGCCAAUGGACGAAAAUUACGGAUUGUGCUAUAGUGUGCCCUACUUUUGAGAACAUCAACAACGGAAAAGUUGAAGGAGACACUCUGUUCGAAGGUGCAACUAGAAAUUUGACUUGCAAUCCCGGAUACAGUCCCCGAGACAGCAAUGCUGUAUUGAGUCUUUGUCAAAAUGGCCAAUGGACAAAAAUAACGGAAUGUAUUAAAGACUGCCCUCCUUUUGAGAACAACAGCAAAGGGAACGUUACAGGAGACUCUCUGUUUGAAGGUGCAACUAGAAAUUUGACUUGCGACACCGGAUACAGUCCCCGAGACGACAAUAUCGUAGUCAGCCGAUGUCAAAAUGGUCAUUGGACGAACAUAACGGAAUGUGUUAAAGUUCAGAACUGUGUGACCUUGCAAAACAAUGCUAAUGGAAAACUGAAGAGCGGGCUGUACCAAAUAAACCGCGGAGGAAGGAACUUUCACAUUUACUGUAACUAUGGCGACGGUGACGGAUACGUCUACAUUUCAACCUCGAUCCCGAGCGACGUGGACCUGAACUUGGCGUCCCUCUCUGACGAUAGAAGCCACGUUAAGGUCAUCCACAGGCGUCAGAAUGGCAGACAGUAUGAGGCGGCAAUUCGACAGAUUGAUGCCUUCAAAACGUUACCAGUCUCCGUUCAAUUCAACAAGCAUGACGGUUAUAACGGCGUAAUAAACACAGCCAUGGGACCAUACGUCUUCACAGGAUUCGUACCCCUGUCUCUCAACUUUAAAUACGGCACACAGGGCUGGAAAGUCAACGGCAAUGAGUUCAAGUUCACCAACUGCGACGGAAACCCCAACAGCUACUUCGCGCUGCUGCUCAAUGCCAACAAAGCCGGCUAUACACCAAAUAACGGCGGGAAGUCUUCCCUGAUGUACGCUUGGUAUGAACUGGCGACUCCGGUCAGCGAGUUACUUCCGGAGGCCAUAUUUUCACCGGAUUAUGAGAUCCAGCAUGGCGGUUGUGGAGGGUACAGCAUCGGAAAAACCGAAACUGACGUCACAGGAGUCACGAUUGGUCAGCGAUUCAUUAUCACCUGUUCGGAGCCCGAUGACGUCAGAGACGCCACAAAGACGUUUGGUGGUGUCGAGCCGGGCUCCGUAGUGACGUACCUCUGUAACCCUGGAUACACGAGCUCAGGGGAUCUCAUGCGGACGUGCACGCCGACCGGUGGCUGGUCUGGCGUACAGCCCACUUGCACACGUUAAAUCCAAUAUCAUUGUGUUUUUGUAUAACUCGCUAACAUUACACUCUAUGAGCAUAAUUUAAAUGUUCGUAUUCGGUUUUGCUGGUACACAAGUUUCACGAGGACAAAUGCCAAGAUGUGGUAAUAAUUUAAAGUCCAGAACGGAAACGGAUGUAUUUCAUCAUAUAGUUCUUGUUAACCGGUCAUUCAAACAGGUCAGUAAAGAUUAAUAUAGGCGAGCUAGAGAGCAAAAAUACUUUGUUUUGCUAACCAUCACAUGACAGAUAAUUGUAAUGCGUCACAUAACAUGUUGAAAUUAUAGAGGUUAACCGACCUCCUUUUUCUGAACACUACUUCAUAAUCAGAUACAUGAUAAAGAUGAAUCAUUUUCUGUAAAUAUUAGUUUAUUUUACGUAGGCAAUUAAACAUUAAUUAAGUGAACUACCUCGGAUACUUGUCAUCUUAAUGUCCUGUACCUUACCAUAAGUUAUUUGUGGUGGUACCGAAACAAAAAUGACAAUGACAUUUAAUUUGAUUACA